Anguilla anguilla (European eel) is the source of this 5825-nucleotide messenger RNA. RefSeq names its product discs, large (Drosophila) homolog-associated protein 4a (gene dlgap4a). NCBI's taxonomy places the organism in Eukaryota, Metazoa, Chordata, Actinopteri, Anguilliformes, Anguillidae. Gene Ontology annotation, cellular component: glutamatergic synapse; postsynaptic specialization. Gene Ontology annotation, biological process: signaling. The transcript is spliced from 14 exons. Gene Ontology annotation, molecular function: molecular adaptor activity. Bases 615 to 3950 code for a protein of 1111 amino acids. The record is from RefSeq and is a predicted model, not a curated record.
UCCAUUGAGCGCUGCAGCAUCACUGCCCUCCUCGCGGAGCUCUCCCUCCUCAUGGCAUACGUGAAUGAACUGCUGUAAUGGGGAUCACGAAGAGCCGGGGCGCUCGCAUUUCCCUUGCCGUCUUUGACGUACGCUAAUAAAAAUCCAAAAAGAUAAACAACAAUAAGAAUAAUAAUAAAAAACUAAAAAUAAACCACAAAACAUUUCGUAUUGCAGUCAAAUUGUUGCAUUAAUUACGCGAGCUUCCGAUCUUUCAAAAUCUCUGUCACAUCGCGGACUCUUCACAGACACGAUCAGGAUAACACCUCUGGUUACAUUGCAACGGAACAACAAACAAAAAACGGAAAAAGGACCUUCGGCUGUUUUGGGAUUAUUUCCGCCAACUGAAAACGGAUUUUCCCGUACACCGCAUCACAGGGUGAGUGCCAAAAGGGCAGGACAGAAGCGUACGAAGAGGUCUCUCUUCCUUUGAACCUCGGCGUCCAGAGAAUGCACCUCCAAUGAGGACCCCCCCUGACUGUAGUUAACCCCCUACCCCUCCACCACCCCCCCUGCCCCCCACCAACCGGACCAAUCAGAAGCCAUGAUCUAACGAGGACACCUUGCUGGCCGCCAUGAAAAGGCUGGGUGCCAACCGCAGCCGCAUCCUGUCCGACUCCUGUGACAUCAUGGCGGGGCCCCAGGAGCCCCUGUACCCGCUGGCCCCCGACCCCCACACCGCCUACCUCCUCAGCCCCACCAUGGACCACUACGGCACCCUGGAGUUCCCCCCUCCCUCCAGCCCCACCUCGCUGCCUCCGGAGUGCCUGAUGUCCCUCAGCGCCCAGCUCUCCAACAGCGCCACCUACCCGUGCAUGCAGUACAACUCCCUGGACCCGGGCGACCCCAUGGCCCUGGGGGCCGGCGGGAUCGGGGGCGGCAUCCAGACCGGCGGGGCGGGCCACUCCGUCUCCAUGGGGAUGGGGGCGGGGCUCGGCCAAAGCGGGGCGGGGCACAUGAUCACCAGCGGCUCGGCCACCAUCUCGGGCGGCGGGAAGGCCAACCGGCUCCCCGGCAACCUGCUGGACCAGCUGGAGAGGCGGGUCCAGGGAGGCGGAGGCGGGGGCGGGGCUGGGGCCGGCGGGGGGGCGGGGCCGGGGGCGGGGCCUCGCAACGGCUUCAGCACGCUGCAGUUCCAGCGCGGGCGCGUGGCCAAGCAGCGGAGCGAGAGCCCCGGGCGCAUCCGCCACCUCAUGCACUCGGUGCAGAAGCUCUUCACCAAGUCGCAGUCGCUCGAGUGCUCCGCCAAGGCCGCCAACGCCAACGGCGGCGCCGAGGGCGCCAAGGGCCGCCGCAGCAAGAGCAAGGACCGCGCCAAGACCGAGGGCGCCAAGCGCCGCCCGCGCUCCAACAUGUCCGGCCUCUGGACCUCCGAGGACAACCUGGACAACGCCGACCCCGUCCCCGUCAUCGGCAGCGGCGGCGGCGGGGGCGGGGGCAACGGCGUCGGCAUCGGCAUCCACCGCAACCCCGGCACCAUGAUGACGCUGGGCCGCACGGUGUCGGACGGCCAGGGCCCCGCCCGCUACUUCCCGCAGGGCUACAACACCAUCAGCGGCCACAUGCUGAAGGCCUCCAAGAUCAGCAACGAGCUGAAGUGCCCCCCGCCCUGCCCCGCCCUGCCGGCGCCCCGGGGGGAGGCGGUGGGGGCCGGGGGCGCCGGCGAGGCCAAGCUGAUGAAGCGCGGCUCCUGGUCCACGCUCACGCUCACCCAGGCCCGGCAGGUGUGCCAGAAAGGGCUGGCCACUCUGGACAAAUCCAUGCUCAAGUCCAAGUCGUGCCACCAGGACCUGGCCUACCAUUACCUGCAGGUAGGAGGGAGAGUUCCCCUCGGGGACUGGAACAGCACUUUGGGCCCGUCGCGGGGCUCCAGCGAGAUCCCGUGCCGGAGGAUGCGCAGCGGGAGCUACGUGAAGGCCAUGGGGGACCUGGAGGACAGCGAGGACUCGGAGGGGAGCCCCAAGCCCUCGCCCAAAAGCGCCGCCCGCCGCCAGAGCUACCAGAGGGCCACCCAGCACUCCCUGAGCGAGCAGCUUCCACCGCGCAACUGCUGGGAUUUUUCGCUGCUGCAGGAGGACCUGGGUCCACUGUGGUCUCCCCUGCAGAGCAUCACGUCUCUGCACCGGCUGGGCAGUUGCCUCCCUUCCCUGAGCGAGCUCUCCACCAAUCGCAGCCUGGAUAACCUGGACAGCCUGGACUGCAUGGACGGGCCGGCCACCUCUCCCUUCCAGCCCUGGGACGACAUGGACUUCAGCCAGGGCUUCGGCACGCUGGGCAGGAGCAGCCUCGCGGGCCAGAUGCAGGAGCUGUCGGCGUACAGCGAGUCGGCGUACCGCCAGUCCGGCUGCGGGCCGGCGCCCAUGCCGGCGCUGCCGCCGCUGGAGCCGCUGGACCUGCCGCUGGCCACCUGCUUCCGCUCGCGGAGCCAGAGCUACGUGAGGGCGAUCCAGGCCGGCUGCUCCCAGGACGAGGACACGGGCUCGGCCGACUCAGACACCCCGCCCCCUACCACCACCGUGCGCACCUACAGCUCCAGCACCACCUCCACCUGUAUAACCACCUCUAAGAAGGCCCCGCCCCCGGUGCCGCCCCGCACCACCUCCAAGCCCUUCAUCUCGGUGACGGUGCAGAGCAGCACCGAGUCGGCGCAGGACACCUACCUGGACGGCCACGACCACAAGAGCGAGGCCAACAGCCAAUCGGGGCACAGCAACUCGUCGGACAGCCUGACCAGCACGCGAGCCGGCGGCCCGGCCAAGGCCCCGCCCCCGGCCACGCCUGCGCCCCCGCCCGCGCCCCGAGAGCCCCCGCCUCCCAACAGCCCCCCCGGGGACCCGCCCCAACAUGAAAUCCUGAAAAUCACCACCACCUGCGCCCGAGCUGACCCCCUGCCCAAGAGGAAGCUCUCCUCCAUCGGUAUCCAGGUGGACUGCAACCAGCCCGCUCAGAAGCAGGAAACGCCCCCCUUGGCCCGGUUCCAGUCCAUCGGCGUGCAGGUGGAGGACGGCUGGCAGCAGAGUCGCUCGAACAGCAUGGCGUCGAAGCAGGAGGCGGACACUGACACGCAGGACCUCCCCGCCGCCAAGCCUUCCCUGAAGAGCGUCGGCACGGGCAGCCAUGCGGCGGACUCCCCCCCGCACCGUCUCCAGAACAACGGCGAGGGCAGGGCCCCGCGGCCGCUGACCAGCCGGACCAGCUCCGCCUCCUUCUCGGAGACGCUGGACCCCGCCCUGGACCCCUCCUCCCUGCCCCCGCCGGACCCCUGGCUGGAGAGCGGGAACGGCAGCGCUCCCUCCGGCCCCGCCCCUCCGGGGGCGUCGGCCUGCCGGCGCGACGGACACUGGUUCCUGAAGCUGCUGCAGGCGGAGACGGCCAGGAUGGAGGGCUGGUGUCAGCAGAUGGAGCAGGAGACCAAAGACAACCAGCUGACGGAGGAGGUUCUGGGGAAGGUCCGCAGCGCUGUAGGAAGCGCCCAGCUGCUCAUGUCCCAGAAGUUCCAGCAGUUCCGCGGCCUCUGUGACCAAAACUUGAAUCUCAGCGCCAACCCGCGGCCCACGGCGCAGGACCUGGCCGGGUUCUGGGACCUGCUGCAGCUCUCCAUCGAGGACAUCAGCCUGAAGUUCGACGAGCUCUACCACCUGAAGUCCAACGACUGGCAACUGGCCGACUCCCCCGAGAAGAAGGAAGAAAAGAAGCAGCCCCCACCGGUGCCAAAGAAGCCCUCAAAGGCCAAGGUGGCGGCGGGGCGGGAGAAGGCGGGGCAGCCGGACCCCUCGACGGACAAGCAGCGGCAGGAGGCGCGCAAGCGGCUGAUGGCGGCCAAGCGGGCGGCAUCGGUGCGGCAGAACUCGGCCACGGAGAGCGCCGACAGCAUCGAGAUCUACGUCCCUGAGGCCCAGACUCGACUCUGAGAAUGAGGGAGGGAGGGAAACGGAAAGACGGAGGCCAUCUUGGCUCUGGUUCUCGGCGGGAGGUGCGCGGAGGUGUAGGCUGGUCCCUGAGGCAGCCCAAAGAGCAGGAGGAGGAGGAGGAGGAGAGACGACGAUCCAGGAGAGGGUGGAGGAGUACACGCAAAAAAACAAAAAAACUAAAACUAAAACUAAAAAAAGAAAAACACUCCUUUUACAUGGCUGCCAUGGAAACACCUCAAGACUUUUAUUACUGUUGGUAUAAUUAAUAUUAUUGUUAUUAUUAUUACUGUCUCCUAAGCUAUUAUCAGACUUAUGUCUUACAUGUUAUAAGAUCUGAAAGGAAUGAGUCCACCUCCCAGAGCUGGGUGGACUGAAGUAUCAGUAUCCAAUCAGCAUCCACACGCCCCUCAACCCCGCCCCCCAGCAACUGCUUCCUACACCCUCAUUGGCACAUCAGCCUCUUGCAAACACACACACACAUACGCGCACAUGCAUUUGCUACCCAUUAAUCCUGUCUUCCUGUAGCAGAUUUUUGUGUCAUAGCUGCCGGUCAUGGUGAGUAUCCUUUACUCACGUUUAGACAAGGAUCAGGUCGUUCUAUUACUCAAGGGGGGGGGUAACAAUUUGUUUUUUUUUGUGGGAGACGAGACUGUCUUUGAUCGUCAUUCCUUCUGUUGCCAGUGCCCUGCAGACUCAGGCAGCUGCUCCUACAUCCUGCCAAUGCGCUCUCUCUCUCUUUCUCUGUCUUUCCCUCUCCCCUCCCCUCUUCUUUUCUCUCUCUCUCUCUCUCUCUCUCUAUCUCUAUCUCUCUUUCUCUGUCCCCCCUCUCUCUCGGCUGUCCUCCCUCUUUCCUGCUCAUGCCAGUGCUUGCUCUCUUGCUUCUCUCUUUUUGUUAAAGCUCAAAAACUCUCUGUCUGUCUCUCUCUCUCCCACCCUACGCCGAUGGUCUCUCUCACUUUUUACUGACUGUCCUUGGCCUCCCAUGACAUAGCGGCAGCCCUCUGAUUUUAAUACUGUGUUUAACUGACGUGCACACAGACACACAGACACACACACACACGCGCACACACACACACACACACACACACACAUACACACACACACACACACGCGCGCGCGCACACACACACAGGUACACAGCCACACAGAGGUGCAGGUUGACAGCAGACGGCUUUCCUCUUCUCAGGCACCGCUGCCCACAGCCCAGCCGGGCGUUUUGCUCACGGCCAAAGCAUACUGCAGAAACACUACACCGACUGACAGCUGCGACAAUGCCGUGGCACUGAAGGCAAUGGAAGAUAGCCUGUCUUUUUAAAAAUGGUUUUUGUCCUCAUUUUGUAUUUUUCAGUAACCUGAAGGUGUUGCACACGCACAUAUUUAUUUUACACACAGUGUAUAACGGACCGGUUGAAGAGUCUGCCAGUUUUGGAUAAUCCGUAACAUCGUGAGCACCGUUUCCUCGCACACAUGCAACCUCUCGUUUGUUAAUGUGUCAGUCUGUGUCCGCUCAUACUGACCUUGGUACCAAUCGCUUUAGGGAAUCGAGUGUGACUUUUUGAUGGAGUUUCCCUGAAGAGAGAGCAUGAACUCCCCCUGCUGGUUGCCUAUUGCACUGCAUCCCUCUUGACUCUGAGACACAGGGAGUACCAGAGGGCAUGGGAUAAGGGCGGUGGGGGUGGGUGCCAUGUUUGGCAAUUGGGGUUUGGGGGGGGGGGAUGUGGCUGUGCACACAUCCUGCCAUUAAUUUUUAUUAUUAUUAUUAUUAUUAUUAUUAUUAUUAUUAUUAUUUUGUUCUUGUUUUUCUCACAUCAAGCAGACCACUGACAUGUACCUCUCAUUGUCAAAAAGAAGUCAUUAAACAUCUUUUGAUACACA